CAUUGUAGCGCGCUGGAUGAUGCUGAGUCGCAAGCUUUAUUUUCCUCACGCUAUAUAAAAGCUGAUGCUGUGUUGAGUGCCGCAGUGCUUCUGAUUCUGUUCGGACUCGGAGAAACAUGAGUUAUAUUAUGGAUAACCUAUACGGGCCCGGUUAUUACCGUAAGGGUCAAAUAAGUAUUCGGACAAGGACAACUCCAGUUUCAAGUGGUUUCCACUCUGCGAGUCUGUCUCGGAGCUCGGUCUCCUCCGGUUACCGACGCACUGGUGGGCUCUCUGCUGACAGCUUUGAGUCCUUCAACGGAGAACCAAGGUCCCGUAGCGAGAAGGAGAUUCUUCAAGCUCUUAAUGACCGGUUUGCUGUCUACAUCGAGAAGGUGCGGCACCUUGAGCUGCAGAAUAAGCACCUGGAAGCGGAGGCAACUGCGCUGCGACAAAGUCAAGCCGGGCGCUCAGCCGUCGGCGAUCAUUAUGAUCGUGAGCUUGGGGAACUGCGGGACACAAUCGCUCAACUCACCCAGGAGAAGGCUCAAUUUUUCUUCGAACAACAACACAUUGAUGAGGACCUACAGCACAUGCGGGCAAGGCUUGAAGAUGAGAUGCGUGGACGCGAAGAGCUUGAAGCUGCAAUCCGUGCUGUGACCAAGUAUAUAGAUGAGUCCGAACUUGCGCGUCUGGAGCUUGACAAAAAACUGCAGUCCCUGCAGGACGAGUUGGCCUUCCAGAAGAAGAAUCAUGAAGACGAGGUGGACGACCUGCUUGCACAGAUACAGGGUGCGCAAGUGAACGUCGAAUCCCGGCAUCAGCUGAAGACUGACUUGACCAGUGCCCUCCGUGAAAUCCGCGCGCAACUGGAUGCUAAUGCGUCCAUGAAUGCAGCUCAGGCGGAGGAAUGGUUCAGAGUUCGAAUGGAGAAAUUGUCCGAAGCGGCCCAUUUCAACGACGACGCUAUCCGCGCGGCCCAGGAUGAGAUGUCUGAGUACCGUAGGCAGCUGCAGAGCCGCAUUGUGGAGCUGGAGACCCUGAAGGGCACUAGGGACUCGCUGGAGAGGCAGUGCUGUGAGACUGAAGACCAUCACCAAGGAGACAUGGCAUCUCUCCAGGAAACCCUUCAUCAGCUGGACAAUGAGCUGAGAGGUACAAAAAUGGAAAUGGCUAGUCAGCUGAGGGAAUACCAGGACCUGCUGAAUGUGAAGAUGGCGUUAGAUAUCGAAAUCGCUGCUUAUAGGAAGCUGUUGGAGGGGGAGGAAACCCGCUAUGUGUCAGGUCUGGGUUCAUACUCCUACCUGGAGGGGAAGAUCACCUCUCACCUAAAGGAAGACAAAGCCAUCGAGGAGGAGACUGAGGAGGCUGAUGAGGAAGGACAGGAUGAGGGAGAAGGAGAAGAAGGAGGAGAAGAGGGGGAGAAGGAAGGAGAGGAAGAAGAGGAAGGAGAAGAGGCUGCUGAGGAUGUAGAGGAGGAGGCCAAAUCGGAUGAAGGGAAGGGAGGUGAGGAGGAGAAAGAGGAGGGCGAGGGGGAGGAGGAAGAGGAAGGAAAGGAAGAAGAAGGGAAGGAGGAAGAGGGAGGUAAGGAAGAGGCGGCGGAGGAGGGAGAAGAUUCAAAGUCUCCCACUGAUGAAAAAUCUGAGGAGAAGGAUUCAACUUCACCGCCUUCCAAAUCUCCUCAAGCUAAGACCCCCACUUCCAAGUCACCAAUUUCCAAGUCCCCUGUUAGCAAGUCCCCCAAAGCAAAGUCACCUAUUACAAAAUCUCCAGAAUCCAAGUCUCCUAAGACCAAAUCCCCUGAAUCCAAGUCACCACCCACCAAGUCACCACCUAAAACACCUCAGCCCAAGUCUCCACCAAAAUCACCUGCAUUGAAGUCACCCACCAAGACUGCCGGGUCAAAAACCUUGGUAAAGAAAGAGUCCAAGUCCCCUGUGGAGGAGAAAUCCAAGAGCAAGAGCACACCAGAAGCAGCAGACAAGAGUGCUCCCAAGCCCAAAGACAAGGAAGAGCAGGCUGAAGCCGAGGACAAAGACCACACAGAGGAGGAAGCAAAGGAGGAAGUAGAGAAGGAUGCAACCUCCAAGGCAGGUGACAAAAAGGACGAGCCCAAGACUCCUUCAAAGGAAGCUAAAAAAGACAAAGAAAAGCCAGCCGCUCCAAAGCCGGACGAGGAGCCCAAGGAGGAUACUAAGCCCGCCACCAAACCGGCGCCAGAGAAGAAAUCUCCUGAGAAAGCCGAUUCCAAGAAGGAAGACAAAAAGGCGGAUGAAGCGGUGGUCAAAGAAACCCCUGCAGCUCCUACAAAAGAGGUGGCAAAAACCGAGAAAGCUGAGAAGUCUUCAGGCACCGAAGCAAAGGAGGCAAAGGCCACUGAUGAGAAGUCCAAGAAGUAAACGAUCCAAGUCCAAGAGGAGUAUGAAAGGGGGAGGAAGGGAGAGAAAGAAAACACCAAAGAGCCUUGAGCCACUAGGGUGUUACAAACUUCCUGUGAAAAGGACAAGCAAUAGUUUCAUAAAACAAGGAAUGAUAGCUUCAAUGUAUGAUUGUAGUCAAUGCAGAAUGCUCUUAAAUUCAGUCAACGUGUUGACUGUUCUGUCAAGUGCAUUAAAAUGUCCAAUUUGCUGGGAAAAUCCAUGUCAAGAAAAAUACUGAACGCACCACCCCUGAUAGCACUAUUACCCUGUUCAUGCUGGUCAGGAUUCCUCUAAGAAUGUGAUAUGUUAAAAAAAAAAUAUAUAUAUAUUUGUUGAUAUGCAGAAGUAUAUUUACUAAUGAAUAAAUUAGUCUAUUUACUAAUAUACAAAAGCAAGGUGAGACAAAAGCAAUGUUUAUCAUGCACUUUACACUGAACCAUGAAUGCAGUGAUACUCCACAACUUGAAUGCAAUAUAAUGCUGGGUACUUUCACAGAAAAAAAGUGAUCCAUUAAUAAAGGCUGGGCCAUACAAACAUCA
Messenger RNA from Alosa sapidissima (American shad), 2938 nucleotides. Its product is annotated as neurofilament medium polypeptide-like. Gene Ontology annotation, biological process: axon development. The coding region runs from base 117 to 2378 and encodes 753 amino acids. The transcript has 4 exons. The record is from RefSeq and is a predicted model, not a curated record. Lineage: Eukaryota; Metazoa; Chordata; Actinopteri; Clupeiformes; Clupeidae. Gene Ontology annotation, molecular function: structural constituent of postsynaptic intermediate filament cytoskeleton. Gene Ontology annotation, cellular component: axon; neurofilament.